ACCUGGAAAGUCACGUGGUCUGCUUUGGUAUACGGAAAAUCAUGUGACUCGGCAAUUUUGUUGAUAAACACUUGAAACGGCAAGAUGCCUGUGCAAAAUAUAGCUGCGUUUUGCUUAUUUGUCGCAUUUACAGUUGUUAGUGGUUGCAACAUACCUCCAAGUCAGUGGUGUAGUAGUGAGGAAGUUGCAAAAACUUGCCAGGUUUAUCAACAGUGCAAAAAUUACAUACAAAAUACUGCCAAUGUACCAGUGAAUUUUACUCUGUAUUAUGAAUCUCUGUGUCCUGACUGCAAGAAUUUCUUCAAACAACAGCUGUACAAAGCCUUCAAAUCUGUGGGUAGCAUCAUGAACCUGACCCUCAUCCCAUAUGGAAAUGCAAGGGAACAGAAAAUAGGAGACCAAUGGGUAUUUGAUUGCCAACAUGGAAAACAAGAGUGCAUUGGCAAUGUAAUUGAGACCUGUGCAAUAAGCAUAUUGGGAAAUAUAAGUGUUUACAUGCCAUUUAUCUACUGUAUUGAGCACUCUUCUGACAGCCAGCCAAGCAAAUCUGCACAGAAGUGUGCUUCUCAAUUUGGCAUUGACCUUGCACCGAUUAUGAAGUGUUCCACUAGCAAGAUGGGCAAUGAUUUGGAACACCAGAUGGCAGUCAGAACAGAUGCUCUACGACCUCGGCAUACAUAUGUACCUUGGGUUACUCUCAAUGGGGUACAUACCAAAGAAAUCCAGUGGAAAGCUGAACAUAAUCUGAUCCAGUUAAUCUGUGAGACAUAUCAGGGUGGUUCUAAACCUGUGGCAUGUUCCAACUUGAAGACUUCAGGAAGAUGCUACAAAAUUGAUAGCAAACCAGAUGUUUGAAAG
Molecule: messenger RNA, 858 nt
Organism: Lingula anatina
Lineage: Eukaryota; Metazoa; Brachiopoda; Lingulata; Lingulida; Lingulidae
Product: gamma-interferon-inducible lysosomal thiol reductase
Molecular function (GO): oxidoreductase activity, acting on a sulfur group of donors, disulfide as acceptor
Source: RefSeq, a predicted model, not a curated record